CCAACAUUAAAUUCACCAUUUUUAUAACAAACCCAACUCUUGUCUUUGAAUUUUGAAGGAGUUUCAGUUUCAUUUUCAUGGCGGCCGACCUCGUGAAGGAAAUAUUGGCAAGGCCAAUACAAUUGGCAGACCAGGUGAGCAAGAGUGCGGAAGAGGCACAAUCUUUCAAACAAGAAUGUUUAGAGUUCAAAGCCAAGACCGAGAAGCUAGCGGCGCUUUUACGCCAAGCAGCGCGUGCUAGUAGUGAUCUCUAUGAGCGUCCAACCCGUCGAAUCAUUGAUGACACAGAACAAGUCCUCGAAAAAACGAUUGCAUUGGUUAUGAAGGCUCGUGCGAAUGGCUUCAUGAAGAGGGUUUUCACAAUUAUCCCCACUGCAGCGUUUAGGAAAACGUCCAUGCAGCUUGAGAAUUCUAUUGGGGACGUGUCUUGGCUCCUAAGAGUGUCAGCCUCGGCCGAUGAUCGUGACAAUGGCUAUCUUGGUCUUCCUCCAAUAGCAGCCAAUGAGCCAAUUCUAUGUCUUAUAUGGGAACAGAUUGCGAUUCUAUACAAUGGGUCUACGUCGUUAGAUGAUCGUUCUGAUGCGGCUGCUUCUUUGGUUUCGUUGGCUCGGGACAAUGAUCGAUAUGGAAAGCUGAUUAUUGAGGAAGGUGGAGUGGUUGGACUUUUGAAAUUGGCCAAAGAAGGAAAAUUGGAGGGUCAGGAGAAUGCUGCUAGGGCGAUUGGGUUGUUGGGACGUGACCCGGAAAGCGUCGAACACAUUGUGAAUUCUGGUGUUUGCUCAGUGUUUGCAAAAAUCCUCAAAGAAGGUCAUAUGAAGGUUCAAACUGUAGUGGCUUGGGCAAUCUCGGAACUGGCUGCAAAUCAUCCCAAAUGUCAGGACCAUUUUGCGCAGAACAAUGCAAUUCGGAUGCUUGUAAGUCAUCUUGCGUUCGAGACGAUUCAAGAACAUAGAAAGUAUGCCAUUGCUAGCAAACACCAAAUGUCAAUUCAUUCUGUUGUGAUGGCGAGUAAUAAUCCGAAUCCAAAUAAUCAUAGAAAAGAACAUGAAGAUGAUGAUAAGCAAAGCAGUCCUCAAAUUGGUCAUCCAAUGGGGAACAACACUCCUAGCCAGAUGCAAAAUUUGGUUACUAACACCAUGGCCAUGAGGGGCCAGAAUAACCCUGGCCAGUCAAAGCCACAGGCAUCACAAAACCACGGAGCACAUCACACUCCUGACCACUCUAAGAGCAAUGCAAAACAGCACCCCCACCAUCAUCAUCAUAAUCAGCACCAGCACGUUAAGUUAUCGGGUGCAAGCAUUAAGGGGAGGGAAAUGGAAGAUCCGGCUACUAAGGCUGAGAUGAAGGCAAUGGCAGCAAGAGCCCUUUGGCAGCUAUCAAAGGGAAAUGUAUCUAUUUGUCGGAACAUCACAGAAUCCAGAGCACUUUUAUGCUUUGCUGUUUUGUUAGAAAAAGGACCUGAAGAUGUUCAAUCCUAUUCAGCUAUGGCAUUGAUGGAAAUCACAGAAGUGGCUGAGCAAAAUGCUGACUUAAGACGCUCCGCUUUCAAGCCUACUUCCCCUGCUGCCAAAGCUGUAGUUGAACAAUUACUUAAAAUUAUAGAGAAUGCCAACUCGGAUCUUCUUUUGCCCUGCAUCAGAUCAGUUGGAAACUUGGCCAGGACUUUCAGAGCAACGGAAACAAGAUUUGUUGGGCCCUUGGUUAGACUGCUUGAUGAAAGGGAACCUGAGGUUUCUAUAGAGGCUGCCAUUGCACUUAGCAAGUUUGCAUGCACUGAAAAUUUUCUCCAUGUUUAUCACUGCAGAGCCAUUGUAAAUGCAGGAGGAGCUAAGCACUUAAUUCAGUUGGUUUACUUUGGUGAGCAAAUGGUCCAAAUUCCUGCUCUGAUUCUGCUAUGUUACCUUGCAAUGCAUUUGCCUGAGAAUGAGAUACUUGCACAAGAAGACGUGCUUAUUGUGCUUGAGUGGUCAUCAAAGCAGGCACAUUUGAUCGAAGAACCUUCGAUUGAAUCACUAUUACCAGAUGCCAAAAGUAAGUUGGAAUUAUAUCAGUCUAGAGGUUCAAGAGGAUUCCAUUAA
Molecule: messenger RNA, 2078 nt
Organism: Quercus robur (English oak)
Lineage: Eukaryota; Viridiplantae; Streptophyta; Magnoliopsida; Fagales; Fagaceae
Exons: 1
Coding region: 78-2078 (666 amino acids)
Biological process (GO): cell surface receptor signaling pathway
Molecular function (GO): protein binding
Source: RefSeq, a predicted model, not a curated record